Acanthosepion pharaonis is the source of this 1047-nucleotide messenger RNA. The record is from the annotation of a GenBank genome assembly. NCBI's taxonomy places the organism in Eukaryota, Metazoa, Mollusca, Cephalopoda, Sepiida, Sepiidae.
AUGGAUUUGACUAGAAUUCGAACUCGACUCUCUGAUUCAUCAAUACGAGCUGCUAUCCCUUUGUUUCCUUCAUUUCUCUUUCUCUGCAUUUUCCUUCAUUUUUCUAUUCAUUUAUUUUCUUCCAUUUCUUCAUCCCUUUGUUUCCUUUAUUCCUCUUUCUCUACAUUUUCUUUCCUUUUUCUAUCCCUUUAUUGUCUUUCAUUUCUUCAUCACUUUCUUUCCUUCAUUUCUCUUUCUCGACAUUUUCCUUCAUUUUUCUAUCCAUUUAUUUUCUUUCACUUCUUCAUCACUUUCUUUCCUUCAUACCUUUUUCUCUACAUUUUCUUUCAUUUUUCUAUCCCUUUAUUUUCUUUCAUUUCUUCAUUCCUUUGUUUCCUCCAUUUCUCUUUCUCUACAUUUUCCUUCAUUUUUCUAUCCCUUUAUUUUCAUUCAUUUCUUCACCCCGUUCUUUCCUUUUUCUCUACAUUUUCUUUCAUUUUUCUAUCUCUUUAUUUUCUUUCAUUUCUUCAUUCCUUUGUUUCCUUCAUUUCUCUUUCUUUACAUUUUCCUUCAUUUUUCUAUCUAUUUAUUUUCUUUCAUUUCUUCAUCGCUUUCUUUGCUUCAUUCCUUUUUCUAUACAUUUUCCUUCAUUUUUCUAUUCCUUUAUUUUCUUUCAUUUCUUCAUCCCUUUAUUUCCUUUAUUCCUCUUUCUCUACAUUUUCCAUUAUUUUUCUAUCCAUUUAUUUUCUUUCAUUUCUUCAUCCUUUUAUUUCCUUUAUUCCUCUUUCUCUACAUUUUCCUUCAUUUUUCUAUCCCUUUAUUUUCUUUCAUUUCUUCUUCUCUUUCUCUACAUUUUCUUUCAUUUUUUAUCCCUUUAUUUUGUUUCUUUUCUUCAUUCCUUUCUUUCCUUCAUUUCUCUUUCUCUACAUUUUCCAUCAUUUUUCUAUUCCUUUAUUUUCUUUCAUUUCUUCUUCCCUUUCUUUCCUUUAUUCCUCUUUCUCUACAUUUUCCAUCAUUUUUCUUCUUCUCUUUGUUUCCUUCAUUUCUCUUUCUCUACAUUUUCCUUGA